AUGGACAGAGCGAUUGACAAUGACUCAUGGGUUCCUAGAUGCAAUCACUCUGAUGAGUACAAGUUCACCACCUACAACGUAGUUUAUGGCCUUGUGUUCAUCUUUGGUCUUCUGGGCAACACUGGUGCACUCUUUGUAUUCUGCAAGCUGUCCGUGAAGAACCGACUCUCCACCAUCUUCCUCAUUCACUUGGCGGCUUCUGACCUACUCUUCAUCCUUACGCUGCCGUUCCGGAUCGCCUUCAAUGUAUCUCAAGGAUUGGCCAAUAGUGAUGCAAAAGCCCAGGCCGGUUCAACUACCUCAUACCUGGGUUUAGCCUGUCGUGUUUCCACUUUUGUGUUCUACAUCAGUAUGUACUGCAGCAUCUACUUCCUUACUGCCCUCAGUGUCUCUCGCUACCUGGUUCUGGCGGGUCGUGUGCGACUCCAGAACAGUGAGGCAUGCAGGCUGGCUCGCAUGCUCUGCAUAGCCAUCUGGGUCUUUGUGCUUGGAGGGAUGAUAAUAUACCUUGCCAGCACAUCCGGAUUCAAUAUUCAAGCUCAAGGCUGUUUUGAGCCCACCGGGGAGUCCUGGGAACUGCUUUAUCAUAUAAAUCUAGUGGUUCUGGUCCUUGGCUUUGCUCUUCCUCUAGUUGUGGUGUUGCUGUCCUAUGCGCUGAUGAUCCGGCACAUUCUACAGAUGCAGGCAGGACAAAGACAGCGGGACGUGGCACUGGUCUGCCUGGUUCUAGCUGUCUUUUGUAUUUGUUUUUUGCCAUAUCACAUUCAGCGAACACUACACCUUUACUAUAUGGUGCAUCCUCCACAGGACCCUUGUUCACAGAUGGCCAUCCUGCAGAAGACAGUGGUGAUCACGUUAUGCUUUGCUGCUGCUAAUAGCUGUCUGGAUCCACUCAUUUUCCUGUUUGUAGGGCAUGGUUUUAUUCCUGUGAUGAAAAAGCUGAUGGCUCAGAAUUGGUGGCUCAGAAGGAAAGCUUUCAAUUCUGAAGAAAAUUCAUUUUCAGUCUCAUCAUCACCAGCUCCCACCCAACUAAAACUGUUAAAAACUGCAGACAGAUCUGAACCUAUAGACUAG
Messenger RNA from Chanos chanos (milkfish), 1074 nucleotides. RefSeq names its product cysteinyl leukotriene receptor 2-like. The transcript has a single exon. Gene Ontology annotation, cellular component: plasma membrane. Gene Ontology annotation, molecular function: G protein-coupled receptor activity. Lineage: Eukaryota; Metazoa; Chordata; Actinopteri; Gonorynchiformes; Chanidae. Bases 1 to 1074 code for a protein of 357 amino acids. Gene Ontology annotation, biological process: G protein-coupled receptor signaling pathway. The record is from RefSeq and is a predicted model, not a curated record.